Messenger RNA from Xenopus laevis (African clawed frog), 3275 nucleotides. It is a transcript of the gene naca.L, whose product is annotated as nascent polypeptide associated complex subunit alpha L homeolog. NCBI's taxonomy places the organism in Eukaryota, Metazoa, Chordata, Amphibia, Anura, Pipidae. The record is from RefSeq and is a predicted model, not a curated record. The transcript is spliced from 12 exons. Bases 162 to 3170 code for a protein of 1002 amino acids. Gene Ontology annotation, cellular component: nascent polypeptide-associated complex.
UCUGGCCAUGCCCAUAUUUAGGAACGACAAGUGUGCUUAGGAAUCAGGUGUCAGAUGAGCCGAUGACCCGGAUGUGCAUCCUCUUUACGGUCCGAUAUCCCGGAAGCACUCGGCUUUUGGCUUUCUUUCUACAGCCAUCUUGGAUCUAAACUCCACACAAAAUGCCUGGUGAAGCCACAGAAACUGUCCCAGCUGCAGAGCAAGAACUGCACCAGCCCCAGGCUGAGACUGCUCCAUCUCCCUCUGCCCCUGGGGUAGAGGCUGCUGCACCUUCAGAAGGGGCAGUGGUAACUGAGACGAAAAAACCUAUCACCCCGAAUGCCAAGGUGGCAAGUGAGGCUUCUCAGACAGAUGCGGCAAAGGCUGAAGCCGCUUUGGAUUCAUCAGACUCCAAACAAGGAGUCACAAAAAAGAAAUCUUCAGAGGCUGCUAAACCUGGAAAGGUAAAAGCAAAAGGUUCAGAGCCUAGCUCCAAACCUGCAGCGGCAAAAGGAAAAUCAGAGCAUAGGCCCAAAUCUGGAGAGGUAAAAGUUUCAAAGCCCAGCACCAAGCCUGAAGAAAUUAAAGCUUCAGAGCCUAGUCCUAAACCUGCCGAGGCCAAAGUUUUAGAGCCUAGCCCUAAACCCAUAGAGACGAAAGCUCCCAAGCCCGCAGAGGCGGAAGCUCCCGAGCCCACAGAGGCAAAAGCUCCCGAGCCUAGUCCCAAGCCCGCAGAGGCAAAAGCUUCCGAGCCUAGACCCAAACCCGCAAAGUCGAACGCUUCCAAACCUAGCCCCAAGCCCGCAGAGGCAAAAGCUUCCGAGCCUAGCCCCAAGCCCGCAGAGGCAAAAGCUUCCGAGCCUAGCCCCAAGCCCGCAGAGGCAAAAGCUUCCGAGCCUAGCCCCAAGCCCGCAGAGGCAAAAGCUUCCGAGCCUAGCCCCAAGCCCGCAGAGGCAAAAGCUUCCGAGCCUAGCCCCAAGCCCGCAGAGGCAAAAGCUUCCGAGCCUAGCCCCAAGCCCGCAGAGGCAAAAGCUUCCGAGCCUAGCCCCAAGCCCGCAGAGGCAAAAGCUUCCGAGCCUAGCCCCAAGCCCGCAGAGGCAAAAGCUUCCGAGCCUAGCCCCAAGCCCGCAGAGGCAAAAGCUUCCGAGCCUAGCCCCAAGCCCGCAGAGGCAAAAGCUUCCGAGCCUAGCCCCAAGCCCGCAGAGGCAAAAGCUUCCGAGCCUAGCCCCAAGCCCGCAGAGGCAAAAGCUUCCGAGCCUAGCCCCAAGCCCGCAGAGGCAAAAGCUUCCGAGCCUAGCCCCAAGCCCGUAAAAGCUUCAAAGCCUAGCCCCAAGCCCGCAGAGCCGAAACCUUCAGAGCCUAGCCCCAAGCCCGGAGAGGGGAAACCGUCCGAGCCUAGCCCCAAGCCCGCAGAAGCACAACCGUCCGAGCCUAGCCCCAAGCCCGCAGAGGCGAAACCUUCAAAGCCUUGUCCUAAGCCUGCAGAGCCAAGCCCUAAGCCUGCAAAAGCUUCAAAGCCUAGCCCCAAGCCUGCAGAACCAAAAACUUCCGAGCUUAUCCACAAGCCCAUAGAGCCAAAACCUUCUGAGCCUAGCCCUAAGCCCGCGGAAGCACAACCAUCCAAGCCUAGCCCCAAGCCCGCAGAAGCACAACCAUCCAAGCCUAGCCCCAAGUCCGCAGAACCACAACCAUCCAAGCCUAGCCCCAAGCCCACAGAGACAAAACCUUCCGAUCCUAGUCCCAAACCCGCACAGGUCAAAGCUUCAGAGCCUAGCCCCAAGCCCGCAGCGGCCAAAGCUUCAGAGGCCAGCCCCAAGCCCGCAGCGGCCAAAGCUUCAGAGGCCAGCCCCAAGCCCGCAGCGGCCAAAGCUUCAGAGGCCAGCCCCAAGCCCGCAGCGGCCAAAGCUUCAGAGGCCAGCCCCAAGCCCGCAGCGGCCAAAGCUUCAGAGGCCAGCCCCAAGCCCGCAGCGGCCAAAGCUUCAGAGGCCAGCCCCAAGCCCGCAGCGGCCAAAGCUUCAGAGGCCAGCCCCAAGCCCGCAGCGGCCAAAGCUUCAGAGGCCAGCCCCAAGCCCGCAGCGACUAGCUCCAAGCCCAUAGAGGCAAAAGCUUCAACGACUGUCCACAAACCUGGAGAAAAGAAAGAGAGAGGUGCUAAGCCUAGCCCCAAAUCAAGCACUGCUCCAAUUGUGACUGACAGAACUUCCCAAGGAGCAGCUCCAGAUUCCAUUUCAUCUGCUGCUGCUAUAGCGGCACCUAGUCUUCCCGUUGCUGAUGUUCAGAGCCCAGCAAAUAAAACUGAGGGGAUCUCCCCUCAGCCUGCUGCAGAGCUAGGUGUCCAAAGCCCUGCAAAAGUGCUAACUCCUUCCCUGCCUUUGCCAACCUUGGAGCCUGUUUCUUCUGCCCAGCUUGAUUCUCUUUCCCCACCUCUUGUUCCAAAAACAUCCUCAACCAUAUUACCAUCUGCACCUCUUACUGUGGAAGAGGAGGAACUGCCCCCUCUGAUUCCCCCAGAAGCUCCAGCUCAAGAACCUGCCUUUCAUCCUGUCAUGGUGGAUUUUGGGUCCCCUAAAGUGGUGCCAGCCCCACCAGUCAAGGAGGCUGUGUUGAAGAACGAUGAGGGGUCUGGAACAGAGUCUGAUAGUGAUGACUCUCCACCUGAGCUUGAACAGGACUCCACACAAACCACACAGCAGGCACAGCUUGCAGCUGCUGCAGAAAUAGACGAAGAGCCAGUAAGCAAAGCAAAACAGAGCAGGAGUGAAAAGAAAGCAAGAAAGGCUAUGUCUAAGUUGGGGCUUCGCCAGGUCACCGGAGUAACAAGAGUCACUAUCAGAAAAUCCAAAAACAUUCUUUUUGUCAUCACAAAACCCGAUGUAUACAAGAGCCCGGCAUCUGACACUUACAUUGUCUUUGGAGAAGCUAAGAUUGAAGAUCUUUCCCAACAAGCCCAGUUAGCAGCUGCAGAAAAGUUCAAAGUACAGGGAGAGGCCGUCUCAAAUAUCCAAGAAAAUACACAGACUCCCACAGUACAGGAGGAGAGCGAAGAAGAAGAGGUUGAUGAAACUGGCGUGGAAGUCAAGGACAUUGAGCUUGUUAUGUCACAGGCUAAUGUGUCCAGAGCGAAGGCUGUACGUGCGCUUAAGAAUAACAGUAACGACAUAGUAAAUGCAAUCAUGGAGUUGACGAUGUGAGUGACCAGAAAAUCUCCUUUGGUCUUGCUCAUUGGUCGGUGCGGCUGAAAUUGAGAUUUAUACUAUUUCUAAUGAUUUAAUAAAGUUGUGGCUUAUUGUUGGUGA